AUGAACAAUUCGCAAUUCCGCCGUCUUCUGAUCGAUACGCCGCGACCACAAGGCGAUGGCACUGGCAAGUCGCCGCCAGCAGGCACGCCCAAAGCGGUGCUGGGCGCGCGCAAACACUCUAGUAUACCCAUGACCCCUCGUCAAGUCGGCCGAGGCUCUGUCCAGUCGGAUUUUGCUCGUCAGCUCGCUGAACGCAACGCCAAAGCAAACCCCAAUAAGAAGGCACGCAUGUCUGCGCCCAAGGGAACCAAGCUGGCUGCUGGCUACAUCGACCGCACCAAGGAGCGCACUGAUGAAGAGAACAAUGAGAUUGUGCAGCGUAUCAAGGCGCUGGAGGAAUCGAUGAAGCAAGGGGACAUUGACCGCGAGACAUUCGAAAAACAGGUGCAGGAGAUCACGGGCGGCGACCUUGGGACUACUCACUUGGUCAAGGGCUUGGACAGGAAGCUGCUCGAGAGGGUACGGCGCGGUGAGGACAUACUAGCGAAGGAAGACAACAAGGAAGAUGAGGCGGAAGAAGAGGAAGCCCCGGAGGUGGAGGAGGCCUUCGACGAACUGGCACAUGAAGAGGUGGGCCCUAUUCUCCGCGACAAGGCUGAAAAGAAGGGCGAGAAAUUGACAACACCACUACCAGUCGUUGGUGUCAAGCGUAGUCGGAACGACAUCUUGAAGGAACUCAAGAGACAACGAGAGGAAGCUGCUCGAGCGGCUGCGGCUGAGCACGAGAAGAGAUAUCCCACUCUAGGGCCUGGAUUCCGCAAAGUCAACCCAAAAGGGGAAACAUCUCGCAUUGAAACCGACGAGAAAGGCCGCGAGGUCUUGAUCAUCACUGGGCCUGAUGGCAAAGAGAAGCGGAAGGUCAAGAAGCAAAAGAUUGUUGAGGAAGCACCGCCCGAGGUGCGAUACGACUUGGACGAUCCCGACAAGCCGAUAAACAUGCAUAAUCUGCCAGAGCCGAAGGAGGAUUCUGAGGAUGAUGACAUCUUCGAAGGCGUAGGGUCUAAUUACAAUCCUCUUGCUGAUCUAGGCGAUGACGAUGGCGACGAUUCAGACGAGGAAGAAGCAGAAAAGGCUCCUGAAACAGCUGUAGAAGUCGUUGACCCACCUGUGGGAGAGCAUCAAUCAGAAGAAACGGUGGUCCCACCAAUAUCAGAAGAGAAAACAGAUCACACAGCAAGCAGCACAGUGCCUGCAAAACGAGAUUACUUCAGUUCGAUUACUCGUGGCACGUCCUCGGAGAAUCCAUCUGGAGUCUCUUUGGCCGAUGCCACUGUGCGAGCAGCUCUCGCCAAAGUCCGCAAUCUUGACGAGAAUUCCACUCUGCUCCAAAACUUGUCCUCAGACCCGAACGACCCCAGCUCGAAAGAAGCCCGGCUCAAGAAGCGUGCUGCAGAGUUGGCGGCCUCCGACCGCGAUAUGGAAGAUAUGGAUCUCGGGUUUGGAGCUUCACGAUUUGAUGAUGCCGAGGAGAUGGAGCGAGAGGGCGAGAGAGUCAAGUUCAGCCAAUGGAAGGGCCUUGGUACUGAAGGAGAUGAUGAUGAUGAUGAUGGAGAAGAGGGUGCCAGGGGUGCGAAGAAACAAAGGAAGAGAGGCGGAAAGAAGAGGAAAGGAGACAAGAAUAAUCCUGACGAUGUACUCAAGGUUAUGGAGAGACAGCAAGAGAAGAAGGCUAAGACGCUGGGCUAA
Plenodomus lingam JN3 is the source of this 1686-nucleotide messenger RNA. RefSeq lists its product as uncharacterized. Gene Ontology annotation, biological process: mRNA splicing, via spliceosome. The record is from RefSeq and is a predicted model, not a curated record. Lineage: Eukaryota; Fungi; Ascomycota; Dothideomycetes; Pleosporales; Leptosphaeriaceae. Gene Ontology annotation, cellular component: nucleus.